AUGUCGACUACUAGACCUGUUGAGGGUUCGAAUGCCUCGCUCAUCAAUCUUACCAAACGUAUCAGACAUCUUGGUCGCCUCCCAGCCAGUUGGGUCAAGGCUAUUGAUGGCCCGACCACUCCAGAAGAAUCCUACCUUUGCGAGACUUGCCAGCGGCUAGAUCUGAAAGUCGAAUCUUUCUAUGUCCAACUGGGAGACAACGAAUAUGAAAUCGCGAAGAAAUUUAGAUAUCUAGGCAGAUUGUCUCAGAUCCAAAGAAAAGCCCACUGUCCUUUCUGCAGGCUGGUGUUAGACAUCGCAGACCGUCCCCCGGAUCAGAGAACUCCCAGCCUCGUCGCCGAUGAGGACCCUGCCUGUUAUGCUCGAUGGGUUGUUGAUGGACUGGAAGAUUCGGGCCCGGAUCCAGACCGCCCUGGAGAACAUCAUUUCAAACCGCGAACACGACGGCUCUUGAUCUAUAGCGACCCUCAGACAUUCAAAGAUGGUUAUAUCGUCCUUUUGGCAGAGGACGCCCCAAGACCAGAGUGGUUUGGAAGACGAAUAACCUCUCCCGACCUCCUAGACACCCAACAACUCCGGCGAUGGAUUCACGACUGUGAGACGACGCAUGGAGCGGAGUGCGAGGAAUCUCUUGUCCAUCCUGACCUCCUGGGUGCACCGAAAGAUGUGUUCCGAGCCAUUGACGUGAACACCAUGAACAUCGUCGAGGCACCUCGAAAUUCGAGAUAUGUUGCCUUGAGUUACCUUUGGGGAAAGAACUUCAACCAGUUGUUCACCACCAGCAAGAAUCUUGCGACAUUGUCUAAGCCUGGAGCACUAGAAAAGGAAAAGCUACCUAGAACGAUCAAGGACACAAUCCAACUGACACGGAUGCUGGGCGAGCGAUAUCUGUGGACCGACAGUCUCGCCCUCCUGCACGACGUCGGGUUCCAGUAUCACGAUGAUUGGGUCUACGCACGUGCUGCUCUAACCGUGGUUGCUGGCUCUGGCAAGGACGCUAACGCCGGACUCCCUGGUGUGAGAAAAGAGUCACGAAAAUUCCACCAGGAGAUAGAAGAGAUUCGGCCUGGCCUCAGGUUAAUGAUGUCUCAUCUUGCGGAAGGCAAGUUCUCUCUUUGA
Exophiala aquamarina CBS 119918 is the source of this 1119-nucleotide messenger RNA. RefSeq lists its product as uncharacterized. Bases 1 to 1119 code for a protein of 372 amino acids. NCBI's taxonomy places the organism in Eukaryota, Fungi, Ascomycota, Eurotiomycetes, Chaetothyriales, Herpotrichiellaceae. The record is from RefSeq and is a predicted model, not a curated record. The transcript is spliced from 2 exons.